Molecule: messenger RNA, 1547 nt
Organism: Cinclus cinclus
Lineage: Eukaryota; Metazoa; Chordata; Aves; Passeriformes; Cinclidae
Gene: EIF4A1
Product: eukaryotic translation initiation factor 4A1
Exons: 10
Coding region: 1-1461 (486 amino acids)
Biological process (GO): cytoplasmic translational initiation
Cellular component (GO): cytoplasmic stress granule
Molecular function (GO): translation initiation factor activity; RNA helicase activity; ATP binding
Source: RefSeq, a predicted model, not a curated record
AUGUCGGCGAGUCACGACAGUCGAUCCCGCGAGAGCGGCCCGGAGGGGAUGGAGCCGGACGGGGUCAUCGAGAGUAACUGGCACGAGGUGGUGGACAGCUUUGACGAGAUGAACCUGUCGGAGGCGCUGCUGCGCGGGAUCUACGCCUACGGCUUCGAGAAACCCUCGGCCAUCCAGCAGAGAGCCAUCCUGCCCUGCAUCAAAGGUUAUGACGUCAUCGCGCAGGCGCAGUCCGGCACAGGUAAAACCGCCACCUUCGCCAUUUCCAUCCUGCAGCAGGUGGAGCUGGAGCUCAAAGCCACCCAGGCGCUCGUGCUGGCCCCGACCCGCGAGCUGGCACAGCAGAUCCAGAAGGUGGUGAUGGCCCUCGGGGACUACAUGGGGGCCUCGUGCCACGCCUGCAUCGGCGGCACCAACGUCCGGGCCGAGGUGCAGAAGCUGCAGCUCGAGGCCCCUCACGUGGUGGUGGGGACGCCCGGGCGCGUCUUCGACAUGCUCAACCGGCGCUACCUGUCCCCAAAAUUCAUCAAAAUGUUCGUCCUGGAUGAGGCCGACGAGAUGCUCAGCAGGGGCUUCAAGGACCAAAUCUACGACAUUUUCCAGAAGCUGAGCGGGAACACGCAGGUGGUGCUGCUUUCGGCCACCAUGCCCCUGGACGUGCUGGAGGUGACCAAAAAGUUCAUGAGGGACCCGAUUCGGAUCCUGGUCAAGAAGGAGGAGCUGACCCUGGAGGGGAUCCGGCAGUUCUACAUCAACGUCGAGAGGGAGGAGUGGAAGCUGGACACUCUGUGUGACCUCUACGAGACGCUGACCAUCACCCAGGCCGUGAUCUUCAUCAACACCCGGCGCAAGGUGGACUGGCUGACGGAGAAAAUGCACGCCAGGGAUUUCACCGUGUCUGCAAUGCACGGGGACAUGGACCAGAAGGAGCGUGACGUCAUCAUGAGGGAAUUCCGCUCGGGAUCCAGCCGGGUCCUGAUCACCACGGACCUGCUGGCUCGGGGCAUCGAUGUCCAGCAGGUUUCCCUGGUGAUCAACUACGACCUCCCGACCAACCGCGAGAAUUACAUCCACCGGUGGGUGGGGGAGGGGAGAGGGGGAGGGGAAGGGAGGGGAAGGGGGGGAAGGGCCAAAAAAAAAAAAAAAGAAAAAAAACCCCAAAAUUUGCCGGUUCUGGGGAAAAAAAAUUGGAAUUUUUGGCAUUUUUUUCAGGGGGAAAAAAAAAAAAUUGGAUUUCAAAGGGUGGGGGAGGGGCAGAAAAGGAAUUUUUUUGUUGUUGUUUUUUUGUUGUUGUUUCCCCCCCCCCCACAAUUCCAACCCCAGUUCCUCUUUUUUUUUAAAAAAAAAAAUGAAAUUUUUCCCCGUUUCAAACCCAAAUUCCCCUUUAAAAAAAAAACAACAAAUCCCCCGUCUAAAACCCCCAAUUAUUUCCCCAUUUCAAACCCCAAAUAUUCCCUUUAAAAACUCCAAUUUUUCCCCAAUUCAAACCCAAAUUCCCCCUUUAAAAAAACCCAAUUUUUCCCCAAUUCCCCCUUUAAAAUCUGAAU